Cladophialophora immunda is the source of this 1350-nucleotide messenger RNA. RefSeq lists its product as uncharacterized. The record is from RefSeq and is a predicted model, not a curated record. Bases 1 to 1350 code for a protein of 449 amino acids. Lineage: Eukaryota; Fungi; Ascomycota; Eurotiomycetes; Chaetothyriales; Herpotrichiellaceae. The transcript has 2 exons.
AUGUCGGCAUCCGACUUCACGCUACCAAGACAUCCUGGUGUUCCAGAUGAGACCAAUGGCUCUUCGGUAACAACACCUAAAUCUUGCAACCCCAGCUCAAGAUUCGAUGCAAGAAUAAAGCACGGUAGUCAAACCCUGUCUAUGGAUAUACAACUGUGCGGCUAUCAUUUGGAUCAUAUCGAAUCGUAUGGUGGGCGAGAAAGAGUGCGCGUGCUCCACUGCCUCGACUACUAUGCCAAUUUUUGUGGCCCCAAUUAUGUAUGGAGGAACGAAGCCAUAGCAACGGGCUCAAUCCAACACUUUGCGCAAGACUUUUUUCAGCUGUCACUCGCCACGCCGGCUCUUCUCGAGACCGUCCUGGCCAUAUGCCAGGCCGAUCUCGAUCUCCGUCACCAGUCUUGCCGCACGCCUAGUAUGCGAGUGCUACAGCAUCUCACCACGGCGCUGGGGUUACUGCAGCAGAGAAUUUUGUCAGCCGACCUGACUGACGACAAAUCUAUUGCUGCUACGAUCGUGGGAUUGAUCACUAUUGAUACGAUAUUUGAGGAUUGGCCAUCGUACCACGUCCAUUUGAAAUAUCUUAGAGCGCUCCUUGUAUUACGUGGAGGUGCCGAAAGCCUCGGGUGGCAGGGAUGGUUUGCCUAUGCCUACUCAUGGGCCGAGUUAAGAUGGGCGGCACAGUUGGCGCACAAAGCCAUGGCGGAUACAACAGAAUCUUUUCCCGGCGACCAAUUCGAAGAUGAUGUUCGGCCAUUGCAUGCAGACUAUUUCCUCCCGAGAGAAGAGCUUCCCAUGGGCUUUCAGGAACUCGUUGAUCUGGGUCUCCUACAUGGAAGUAUCGUUGGGCUUUUGGAAAAGACCGCGGGCUGGGUCAGUUGCACAGUCUCGGAUUACAACGGGCUUUCCCCCGGCGGGUUGAAUAUCCGAGGCCUGGCUUUGGCAAGAGAUUUCGCCAGCAUCAUCCACUCCUGUCCUGAAAGCCAACUGGAGGUCCUAUUAUGUAUAGCAAUGGUGGCAUAUAUCAUAUCACUCAUCGAGGGCCCGGGAGGUCACUCAAGAGGCUUGGAAGAUCUGACGGCAAAUCUUCAGUUAUUCGACCUACGAACCUUCGACAUGCCCUUCCGUCUAUGGGCUGCCAGCGCCGUGGCAGCAGCCAACCCAACGGUGCCUUCGCCGCUACCUCACCGUUGGACACUCAUUGAUCAAGUGAUGACCUUGGGAGUAUCGGUCGAAACCUGGCCCGAAGCGGUCACUGUCUUCAACAAAUUCUUCUUCUGCCAACAUGACGAGAAGCAAUGGGAAAAUUGCUGGAAUGCUGCUUUGGCGAGAAAUGCAUCAUAUACAUCAUGA